Messenger RNA from Actinia tenebrosa (Australian red waratah sea anemone), 2344 nucleotides. RefSeq lists its product as uncharacterized. The record is from RefSeq and is a predicted model, not a curated record. Lineage: Eukaryota; Metazoa; Cnidaria; Anthozoa; Actiniaria; Actiniidae.
GAAGAAACCAAAACAUGGCGGCAAAGUUGAAACAAGAAGAUUCAAUUGACGAACUUUACAGCAGCUUAGCUUCGCUGCGUGAAGAGCUUGUGAAGAAAUAUGAAGCUUGUAUUCGAGAAAGACGUCAAGUCGAAAGCAAUGUUCAUCAAUGUAGAAAGCUCUUUAAACCUUGGCCCUGUUUGGACAAGAAUAAACCCGAAGACAACAGCACUAAAGAACUAACUGACAAGACUACAAAGAGUUUAAAUGAAAAGGGUGAAGGAGAGGGGGAUGGAGCUACAGAUGAACAAGAUAAACACAAAGCCAAUCCAGAUGUCGAACUACUUGACAAAAUCCUAGCCAAAGCUCAAAGAGCCAGAGAGAUCCAAGAAAAGAUAGAUGCUGCUAAUUCAAAGGCUAAAAUGUCAAUGAAAACCCAUUCAGCUCAAGAUACAAAAAAGAAAGAAAAAGUUACAAACAUCACCAGUAAUCAGCAGCGAAAUCCCAAAACAGUUGCCAUGGUAACAAGGGCCAGACCCACAAGCAUGCUGUCAAGCAAACGUGCAGUCGUUAAGCAACCCGUGUUGGAAAGAAAAAAUAAACCAGCUCCUAUGAGAACUACUUAUGGGGCAUCAUUUGGUAAACUUUCUCGUAGUAGACCCGGUACAGGGAAAAAGUCUGCGAAGGAUUAUCUGGAGGGUGUUCUUGGAGGGAGUGCCGCGAAGUCCAGGAUCACUAUAGACAAAACUCACAGCAAAAGUGAAACUCAAGCACCUCAAUUACCAGUAAGUAGAGGAAGCAAGAAGACAAUCAACACACAAGAUGAUACAGAUAGUACACAACAUUCAUUAAAAGAGCAACCUGAACCACGAGAACCUGAGAGCCAUGUUGAAGGACAGGAAGGCAAUAUUGAAGAGGGAGACUUUGUAGAAAGAGCAAAAAAUGAAUUAUCAAGAAUAUCAAAUGAACUGAAUGAGAUUUCAUUGAAGAAACAAGAAAGAUUAAAAAAGGUGAAAAAGAUUGAUUUAAACAAAGAAAAACCAUCAACAGAGCCAACAAAUGUCGCAGUAGCUGAGCCAGAAAUUGUGGACAAGAAGCCUUUCCUUCUCAUGGAAGAUGGACAUACACUUUCUCUACCUUCUAAAUACCGAAAAAUGAAAUCUAAGAAUUCUAAAUUGGUUUCUCAGAUACAUAAAAAACUGCAUGAAACUGAUUUCAGUCAGUCAGAAAGGUUUACCAGGUAUUUAGAAAACCAGUUUGACUGGCCAAACAAGUUAGACUGGUCAAACCAGUUAUCUCAUGAGACGUUAUCAACAGAGGCUCAAGCAUUGAUGGACACUCAACGCAGGCUUCUCUUGCAUGCCAAUUGGGUAAUUGACAGGAGUGUGGAAAUAAGUACCCCAAAUUCAGCAUUUUCCUGGCAGAAUGUGUACAAAUGCUAUCGACACUGGCAGGUGUUGUUGGGAAAGUUUAGGGAAGUGCAGAAACGAACUAAAGAUUUGAUGGCAGCUGAGGGGUACCUACAACGAUGUUGUCCAUGCGGUGGGUGUCUGGCAGCAAGGGAACUAUCCUCACAUUACUCCAACCCUCACAAUACCGACCAGCAAGACUAUUCGACCACAAGGUGUUGUCUAUUUUCAACAUGGCUGAUGAAAGCCGAGGACGAAUCGUGUGGACUCCAUGACCGCGUGACCUACACUAGUGAUAAGGAGCUGCGCAAGCUCAAUGAGGCUGUUCAUGACUUGCAGAUAAAAGAACUGAGUGUUCAGAUACAGCGUCGAAUUGGAUUAAAAGCUUUGCAAGUACUGGAGCAACUAGACCCAUCAGACAGGUUGUUUAUACCCAUCUAUCGAGGACUGUGGGGUCUUGUGUGCGGCCAAGGGAGAGCUUUUCCAUCACUUGUCUUGGAUAACACUGGAGACUAGUAUGAUCUCCUCUUUUUAUUUUAUUUUCUCUCCUAUUCCUUUGUUAUCACAGCUAUUUACCCAUUUCACUCAACAAAAUUGGAAUAAAUUCUCCCAAUUACAGGUACAACGAAAAGCAUUUACUCUAACUCAAAACUAAAUAAUCGAAUAUGUUUUCACAUAAAAGAAAGUAAAAACGACAACAACAACAACAUUCGGCUAUUUCAGAUGUAAAUGAAUUCUGACAAAUUAAAUUUCUUGUCAAGAGAAAAAGUUUUCGACGUUGUCAAUAGCUAUGAAAAUUGUAGCAUUAUUAAUGGGAAUCACAGAGUCGCAUACCCUCGAAUGUAAAGCUUCCUCAACAAGUUAUACCGUGUAAUGAUUUUUUUCAUUAAACCUCUUGGAUUUAAAAAAACCCGGAAAAUUCGAAUAGUUCAGGUUAAAAUUCGAAUAAUCAGAAA